ACAAACACGUGGUAUAAAAUAAUACAGAGUGCGCUCAUAAUAGAAUGGGAAGUCUUUGGGUUUCAAUUUCAGUAAUAAUGAUUUUGAUGUUAACCAUACUUGACUAUUCUGAAGCUGAAUUUUCUACUACUACACCAUCUUUUUUGCUAGAGAGCAUUUCUCAAUAUGAUAAUUCUCAUGUAUCAGAAAAGCUAACUGUUUUUGAAACAGGAAAAUAUCAAGUUACAAACCCUAUUUUGGUGAGGAAAUCACAGUAUUCAACUCCUGAGCCUUUGUUAAUUGUUUCACCAAAAGAAGCAGGGUCAUACCCUAUACUCUUCUUUAUCCAUGGCACCUUGAUUUCUAAUCAAGACUACUCUCAUCUCUUCAAACAUGUUGCUUCUCAUGGCUUCAUUGUAGUUGCUCCUCUGCUCUUCCCGCCCUUGGUCAUCUUCCCGCCAAGUCAAGCAGACGAAAUCGAAAUGGCAGCAUCUAUGAUAAACUGGUUACCUUCAAAGCUACACGAAGUGCUACGAGACCAUGUCAAUGCGAAAGUGAGUGCAGAUCUCCAGAAAGUUGCAAUAUCAGGUCACAGUAGAGGAGGAAAAUCAGCAUUUGCUCUUGCACUUGGUAUGUCCAAAACCAAGCUAAACUUCAACAUAUCUGCACUCAUCGGUGUAGAUCCUGUCGCUGGACCAGACAACCAUUCGCAAACUGAGCCACAUGUUCUCACCUACAUCGACAACUCGUUCGAUUUGUCGAUUCCUUGCACUGUAAUUGGCACUGGAUUGGGUAGCAAGCGCAACCGUCUGAUCCCUCCUUGCGCGCCAUCCAAUGUGAGCCACCAGCAGUUUUUCAAUGAGUUGAAACAAGGUUCACAUUUUGUGAUUGAGAAAUAUGGUCAUAUGCAGAUGUUGAAUGAUUUUCUAACUGAUCCGGUAGCUGUUUCUAUGUCAGUUAUGUGUACUUCUGGUUUCGGCCCCAAAACUACCAUGAGAAGAACAUUGGGUGGGAUUAUGGUGGCUUUUCUUGACGCUUAUUUUAGAGAUGAGAAACAACAAUUUUUUACCCUAAUGGCUAAUCCAUCGUUGGCUCCUACUAAGCUCUCCGUGGAAAAAAAGGGCAAGUUUCGAUUUGCACCAACUAAUGCUCAACAACUUUAAUGAUUAUAUCAUUUGCUACAAUAUGUGUACUACUUACUAGCCUUGUUUUCAGCUAUUAGAAUAAAGGCAGUUAUAAUGUGGUGUAACUGUUUGAACGAACGCAUUAGGGCUAUAUGUAUUAUUUAACGAUGGUGUGAUUUUUAUUAUAUAAGUUGAAGACAAUAGACUCUAAUUAAGUAUUUCAUCUAA
Molecule: messenger RNA, 1331 nt
Organism: Beta vulgaris subsp. vulgaris (sugar beet)
Lineage: Eukaryota; Viridiplantae; Streptophyta; Magnoliopsida; Caryophyllales; Amaranthaceae
Product: chlorophyllase type 0
Exons: 2
Coding region: 45-1142 (365 amino acids)
Biological process (GO): chlorophyll catabolic process
Molecular function (GO): chlorophyllase activity
Source: RefSeq, a predicted model, not a curated record